CUUAAUAGCCAAACUAAUCAGACGGAUUUCUGCUCUUCAAACUAAAUCUGGUUAACUCUUCUUCAAAUAUUUACUCUCUCCAAUUGAAGACUCAAAAUUUCACGCAAAAUCCUUAUAUUAUACACUGAAAAAGGGGAAAAAAUCAUCCCUGAAAAUCUAAUUAUAUAGAGAGAGUCAGAUAUUAAUUGGAGCAAACAGCUUAGCUUUGAGGCGGAUCAGCAAUGGAAACCACGCAAGGUGGAACGGAGAGAGAGAAAUCCAACUCGGCUUCUUCGGCUCCCGUUCCCGCUGUCGCCAGCUUCUGGAAAGAUUUUGAUCUGGAGAAAGAACGAGCCAUUCUGGAUGAACAAGGGCUUAGGAUUGCUGAGAAUCAGGAGAACAGUCAGAAAAAUCGUCGAAAGCUUGCUGAGAGUACUAGAGACUUCAAGAAAGCUUCAAAUGAAGAUAAGUUGAGUUUGUUUAACUCUUUACUCAAGGGAUAUCAAGAAGAAGUUGAUAAUCUUACCAAGAGGGCGAAAUUUGGAGAAAAUUCAUUUCUUAACAUUUAUCAGAAGCUUUAUGAAGCACCAGAUCCUUAUCCAGUUCUUGCUUCAAUAGCAGAGAAAGACUCAAAGCUGUCUGAACUAGAAUCAGAGAACCGAAAGAUGAAGGUUGAGCUUGAGGAAUUCCGCACAGAGGCAACUCAUCUGAAAAACCAACAGGCAACCAUACGAAGACUUGAAGAGCGGACCCGCCAGUUAGAACAACAGAUGGAAGAAAAAGUAAAAGAAAUCGUGGAGAUCAAGCAACGUAGUUUGGCAGAAGAGAAUCAAAAAACUAUGGAGGUUUUGAAGGAAAGGGAGCGGAUGUUACAAGAUCAAUUACGCCAAGCCCAAGACAGUGUCUCUACCAUGCAAAAGUUGCAUGAACUUGCACAGAGCCAGUUGUUUGAAGUUCGUGCACAAUCAGAGGAAGAGAGAGCAGCAAAACAAUCAGAAGUCAAUCUCUUGAUGGAUGAAGUUGAACGUGCACAAUCUCGGCUUCUUAGUCUUGAGAGGGAGAAGGGAUUGUUACAGUCACAGUUACAAAUAUCAAAUGAAGAUAAUGAGCAGAAGAAAAGUGACAGUCUGGACGUGCAUAGCAUGCUUGAGAAUUCUCUUAGUGCCAAGGAAAAGAUAAUCUCUGAAUUAAAUAUGGAACUUCACAACCUUGAAACCACCUUAGCAAAUGAGCGAGAGCAGCACAUAAAUGAAAUGAAGAGAUUGAAUACUAAGCUUCAUGAGAAGGAAACUAUUUUGGAGGAGAUGAAAAAGGAGCUUCAGGCAAGGCCAACAGAAAAGUUAGUUGAUGACUUGCGGAAAAAGGUCAAAAUCUUGCAGGCUGUGGGCUAUAAUUCUAUUGAGGCUGAAGAUUGGGAAGUAGCUACCACUGGAGAAGAGAUGAGCAAACUCGAGUCGCUACUGCUUGACAAGAACCGGAAAAUGGAGCACGAACUUACUCAGUUGAAGGUCAAGCUUUCAGAAAAGACAUCUUUGUUGGAAGCAGCUGAAGCCGAGAGAGAAGAAUUAACUGCAAAGGUCAAUGAACAACAACGGCUAAUACAGAAAUUAGAGGAUGAUAUACUAAAGGGUUAUGGUUCAAAAGAUACAAAGGGAACUUUAUUUGAAGAUUGGGAUCUAUCGGAAUCUGGAGGGUCACAACCAUCUGAGAACACGGAACAAAGACAUGUUUCCUCAGAUCAAGAUCAAAGUUCGAUGCUUAAGGUGAUCUGCAAUCAACGAGACCGUUUCCGGGCACGCUUGAGAGAGACUGAAGAGGAAAUAAGACAGCUGAAGGAGAAGAUAGGGAUGCUAAAUGCUGAACUUGAGAAAACAAAAGCAGAUAAUGUUAAACUCUAUGGGAAAAUUCGUUAUGUUCAGGAUUAUAAUUCUGAAAAAGUAAUUUCAAGAGGAUCAAAGAAGUAUGCCGAGGAUUUGGAAGGUGGUUUCAGCUCUGAUGUGGAAUCGAAGUAUAAGAAGAUUUAUGAAGACGAUAUAAAUCCUUUUGCAGCAUUCUCAAAGAAGGAAAGAGAUCAAAGGUACAAGGAACUGGGCUUAAGGGAUAAAAUUACUCUUAGCAGCGGACGGUUUCUUCUCGGUAACAAAUAUGCUCGAACCUUUGCAUUCUUCUAUACGAUUGGGUUGCACGUAUUAGUCUUCACUUGUCUGUAUAGGAUGUCAGCAUAUAGCCACCUGAGCAAUGGUCCUGAGGAAUCACUGCUUGGAGAUAAAAACAUAAAUCUUCCUCACGCAUUAUAGUCCUUUUUGAUACUUGUUCUCGAUUCUCUUAUUGCCUGUUGGAUGGUUCUUUUUUUGUUUAAAUUCAAUUGUAGACAUAGAAAGCUGGUUGAUGUAAGUAUUUUUACGCGGUGUAAAUAGGGAUACUGAGACGGCACUUUUAUUCUCCCGCAUUGGGUAAGAGUACAUUUUCCCCUUUCCA
Molecule: messenger RNA, 2457 nt
Organism: Coffea eugenioides
Lineage: Eukaryota; Viridiplantae; Streptophyta; Magnoliopsida; Gentianales; Rubiaceae
Product: protein CASP
Exons: 19
Coding region: 222-2276 (684 amino acids)
Biological process (GO): intra-Golgi vesicle-mediated transport
Cellular component (GO): Golgi membrane
Source: RefSeq, a predicted model, not a curated record